Messenger RNA from Aspergillus neoniger CBS 115656, 508 nucleotides. RefSeq lists its product as uncharacterized. Lineage: Eukaryota; Fungi; Ascomycota; Eurotiomycetes; Eurotiales; Aspergillaceae. The coding region runs from base 92 to 379 and encodes 95 amino acids. The transcript is spliced from 3 exons. The record is from RefSeq and is a predicted model, not a curated record.
GGAAUCUAUUGAGCCAGUAGAAGAUGAUGUUCUUCAAGCCUUCCCUCGAAUUGAGCUAUCUGUCUCAGAACUGUGCCUUGGUACAUACUAAAUGGGCUCAAAGGAUAUAUGCAAGAAGUCCACAGAUGGAGUUCUUGAGGUAACUGUUGCUAGCUGGAGAGAGAGUAAUGGGCAAUACUAUCUUCUCGAAGCUACUAACUUCAGCUCAUUAGAGAAGACAGCUGAUGGCCUCAUACCAGGCAGGUUUCUCAUCCGCCGUCUGGGAGAUUGGGUCUCAGGAAAUCUCGUAGGAUUUCAACUUGAACACAACCAUGUUGCAUGGCAGAAGUCUUUAGAUUUGGCCCAUUUUGAUGUUCAUGAGCUUAGUGAUGCCUUGUGAUACAUACACCCCUUCAUGUCUACCCACUCCUAGUCCGUCUAGGCCCGGCUGAUGUGUUACUGACUAAGAAAGUGCGGUAACACUGAUAGAUUCUAAUUAAUAUGAAUAGGAUCCCUUUUUGACAUCAGA